ACCACCGCCACCGGAUAAGGCUGCCCCGACCGCUGGGAGCCUGCGAUUCCGGAGGCUUCGAGGAGCAGGCCAUGGCGCGGGGCGGCCACCUCAGUGCGCUCUGCCUGCCACCUCGCCUCGGCGCCACGCCGCCGUGCUGCGGCCGCCCUGCCGCCGUCCGAGCCAGCAGCUGCUGCGCCAGGCCGCUGCCACCAGGCGGCGCGCGGCGGCGGGGUCGGGGCCGGGGCCGCCUCUUGGUGGUGCGCGCCGGCGGGCCGCCCAGCACCAACGCGCUCAUCCUCGCCUUCGUGCUCCCGCUCUCCCUCUUCGUCGGCACGCUCGUCACCGCCGCUCGCGUCGCCGACGACCUCGACGACCGAUUCCUAAGGGAGAUGGAGAUAAACCGGGCGAUACUGGAAGAGAACGAGGCGUCCGAUGACGACGGCGCCGGUGAGGAAGACGACGACAUUAACGAAGCGGAUGAGGACGCAGAGGAAGAGCUGCCGCCGGUACCGGUGGAGGAGAAGGAACCCGCCACCGUUGUCGGUCCACGCACCAGGAACAGGCCGAGAAGACGAGUGUAAUUAGACGCUCUCUUCUCCGUGUUCAUGCUCAGAGACACAGAGAGAGAGUUUAAUUAUAGCGUGUAUGGUUUGAGGAAUGAGUUCUCGCUUUUUUUUUGUUUAGUUUGUGGAAUAUAAUAAGUUCAUCUAUCACUAUUUUAUUUUUUAUAAUCUAA
Messenger RNA from Zea mays, 718 nucleotides. RefSeq names its product high chlorophyll fluorescence 153. The record is from RefSeq and is marked validated. Lineage: Eukaryota; Viridiplantae; Streptophyta; Magnoliopsida; Poales; Poaceae.